Messenger RNA from Amoebophrya sp. A25, 276 nucleotides. Lineage: Eukaryota; Dinophyceae; Syndiniales; Amoebophryaceae. The record is from the annotation of a GenBank genome assembly.
AUACUAGGAGCUGACGUCUCCGAAAAGUCCGACUGCUCGAUGAUGAAAAGAUAGAGAUGAUAUACAUCAGGAUGAAGAUGAAAAAAUGAACUCGCUACAACAUGCAAUCAAUCUCUGUCCUCUCUUCCCAGAAGGAACACUGCGGAAUAAAAUUAAGAAAUAGCGUAACCCCUUCUAUUCCUCAACAUUUCUGUCGUGGGAGUGUGGCUUUCGUCAGUAUGCAAGGAUCAGAUUGAUGCCGUCAACCCAUGAUCUGGAAAGAAUCCAACAUUGUUG